UCUUGAUUCACAACACAUAAUAAAUUGUAACGUUUGUUAACAAAAAAGCAAAUCACAAAUUACAAGUCUCCAUUUUAGAAGAACAUUGAUCUCUCAAUACAGAAAUGGAAUCUAAGAAAUCAUCGUUCUCUACUUUACUGUUGAUUACCUUCAUGAUUAUGUUCAUCAUUUCUGAACCAAAAUCAGUCGAUGCAUCUGUUGCACCUUGUAAUCAUCCGGUUGGACCAUAUACGGAGUCAUGCUUUGAUGACUGCGUAACUGGAAAAUACGGAUACAGUUAUGAAUCCGCUUUUUGUAGACGUGACAGCACUGGAACUUGUGUGAUAUGUUGUUGUGAGAUAAUCAACGAAUAAGUGUAUGGUUGAUUUUGUCCCAAAAAAAUGUAUGGUUGAUAACAAAAAUAAUGUAAUGAAGAAGAUUUUAUUAAACUAGUAUUCUGGCUCGU
This is a messenger RNA of Brassica oleracea var. oleracea, 445 nucleotides long. RefSeq names its product defensin-like protein 313. The transcript is spliced from 2 exons. The record is from RefSeq and is a predicted model, not a curated record. Lineage: Eukaryota; Viridiplantae; Streptophyta; Magnoliopsida; Brassicales; Brassicaceae. Bases 105 to 353 code for a protein of 82 amino acids.